CGCGGAGAGCCACGAAAGGAGAUUUGGGAAAACCACCUCAGAAGUCGGGAGAGGAAGUCGCCUUGUUUCCAAACGAGUGUGUCUCUCGUGACCAUGAGAGAAGAUACCGGCGCGCGAGGCUAAGCCGAACGGCCUGAUCCAAAUUGGCAGGUGUGCUCACGUGCAUUUUUAUUUAAAAAAAAAAAAAACGCCAGCCCCGGCCAGCUGCUGUCAGCCUGAAAAUGGACACUCACACCACGGCUAGCUGGCUCCGCGGCUAGCUAGCGGCGGCCGGGAGCAAAUGAAGCAGAAGUCGCGCACUGACGCACGUGCCCCGUGCGAGAACACAAACAAACAAGCAAACAAACAUCCGCCGAUAAGCGCCAGACAGUGGUUGAGGCGUGCUCUUUUAGAUGCGGUAGCCAUGGCUUCUCUCAAGGUGGAGGACCUACCGAACGACGCCAGGGAUUUACCUUCAGGCGCUAAUCGGCCCUCCAGAUGUGGUCCUGAUGUUGUCACGGAGGAGCUUCUUCUGGAGCCCACGAAUGCGACGGUGAAAGCCCAAAAACCGGGAAAAUUCCGGAGGACGGCCCUGACGUUUUUCGGCGUCCGCCGAAGCAUCUGCAUAUUGCCGAGCUUCUUCGGAGGGAGGAGCAAAAAUCAGAGCAAGUGGGCCUCGAAAAAAGGCAUGGGCAAGAGCAAGACUCACGACGGGCUCAGUAAGGUCGGCCACGACGGAGACGCCUCGGCUGGAGAUUUCGAGUUCGGGAGCCAGAGGGCUGGAGAUCUCCACGGCGGCUGCCACCACGAAUGUAGUCACCCCGCCCCCGACCACAAGUCGCUCAGCCUCGGCCGGCAGAGGAAGGGUCUGCGGGGUCUUUUCCAAAGUUUUAAGCAUCACCGGAGCCAGAGAAACGACGGACAGGAGAAAACGGAGACGGCCCCGGCGUCCGCUCUCCUCUGCAGGAAAGAGGUGCCUGUUGCCCGGGGCAACGCCACUGAGUGCCUGGGACCCGAAGCCGACGUGCCUGAGUUUCUUCCCGACGUUGCGUGCGAAAUUCCCAUCGGCCUUGAAUGUAGCGGCGCGGGUGCAAUAGCUGUAGAAAACGGCGUGGAGCGAGAAAGCCCGAACUCCCAGCAGGACGAGUCGCCAAAUGAUGCGUGUUCCGGUGAACGGGAGGCCGCGUUCUGCCCGAGGCCCCGGGCGGCGCCCGAUCCCGACCCCGAUCCCGAACCGCCGCCCUGCGAGUCGCCCGCGGGCUCCGCCGACCGGCUGAACCUGCUCCUGGAGGACGUGGCGUCGCUGAAGAGCUUCGACUCGCUGACGGGCUGCGGCGACAUGACGGCGGAGCGGGAGGACGACAGCGUGACGGAGAGCAGCGUCUCCGGGGAGCGCAGCAGCCGCACCGGCGGGAAGAGGGCCUCCUGCUACCUCACCUACCAGGGCGGGGGCGAGGAGAUGGCCUCGCCCGAGGACCUGGACGAAUCCUGCCUGCGGGACUUCUGGGAAAUCAACGCGGAGGAGGAUGAAGAGGAGGAGGAGGAGAUUUGCUGUGGCUGUGACCCGGACCGGACCGAGCUGACCGGCUCCCACACCCUCAACAACAGCAGCACGCAGGCCGGUGUGGACUCGUCCUCCACCGCCGACGUUUUAACGCCUCAGAGCGAGCACCAGGAGUCGGUUCCCAACAGCGACGAGGGCUACUACGACUCCACCACCCCCGGGCCGGAGGAGGGGCAGGACAGGAGCGAGCGGCCGAGGCCCGGCCGAAUGGCCAGGGACAGCUACAGCGGAGACGCGCUCUACGAGCUCUUCGCCCCCGACGAGAGCCUCGUCAGCCCCCGAUACGAAAACACGCCCCAGCUCCCCGGUUCCAAACCGAGCGGCGACUUCUCCGCCGAACCCGUCGGAGCGGGAGACUCCGCCUACGUUCCCGAAAUGAGCCGCCUGCAAAUCGGCGCCGAGCUGUACGGAGAAGGCUUUCUGGAGUCGUGCGACAAAUCUCCGGAGCUGUCGCGGAGCUCCACAAUAUCGAAACCCCAGACGCCAUCGAGCAACAAUGGGGCGGAUCUCUACGAGGAAAACGGCGAGGGCGCCGACAGGAGAACGAGGCCGGAGACGCUCUGCAGCCCGUCGUUCGGGAGCACGUCGGACCCGGACUUCGAAACCUUCUGCGAGCCCAAAGAGGAGUCCCUGGAGGAGAACAAGCCGGUGGCGUUGCCCUACAGGAACGCCGGCCCCCAGCCUCCGGAGCGCGGCGGUUACCGGGACGACCGGCAGGCGGUGAGCUUCUCCCAGGCCCUGGUGGACUACACCAAACACACUCAGCAGAUGCUGGGCCUGGAGGCCAGCUCCGCCCUCACCCCCAACAUGGAGGCCCUGCCCGCCAUCGUCACGUUCGACGUGGUGGACAUGCACAACGAGGGCGAGUACGACGAGCAGAUCCACAUGGAGCUGGAGGAGGACAUUUCCUCGCCUUAUCAGGAGUUCGAGGAGAGCUACCUGCAGAAGGACGCCUUCGCCGAGUGCGAUUAUCAAAUGCUGGAGCUGUACGAGCAGAACCUGAUCAGCAACACGUGGGCCGUCGCCAGUCUCCCACGGCACCUCGGCCUCACCAAAGCCAGCCCGCCCAUGCCUCACCCGCUGUCCCUGGACAGGAGGAGCAGGUCUUUGGACACCGAGAGCCUUGAGCUGAAGAGGCCCGAGACGUACCGAGAUAACAGAGCGGCUACAGUUUCCCGCCCUCAGACCGAAAAGGACUCGGAGAGAGAAUCCCCGCCAUAUUACCAGAAGAAUGUAGUCGUGUCUGCGUCGGCGGUGGGAGACAGUAACAGCAUUAUGGCCUUAUCGUGGCAAACGAGGUCAGACGUGGCUCUGAGCCUCCCCCUGACGGACGGGGAAAUCACCGAUAAGGUGCAGAGUCUCGCUCAGACCCAGGCGAGGCGCGUGCCUUUCCCCCGCCCGACCCGCGGCCGGCCGGGGAACGGCCAAUCGGCGAGCCCCCCCCCCACCGCCGCCGUGCCGGGGGAGAGAGCGGCGCUCCUCAGGGAGGGCCGAACGUCCAGGGACGGGGCUCGCCCCCCGGCCUGCAGCACUCUUCCAGAGGCAGCCCUGAAAUAA
Molecule: messenger RNA, 3100 nt
Organism: Menidia menidia (Atlantic silverside)
Lineage: Eukaryota; Metazoa; Chordata; Actinopteri; Atheriniformes; Atherinopsidae
Source: the annotation of a GenBank genome assembly